AUGAAUUUGUUAUUAUUUCUAUUGCAUACUAAUUCAAUAUCGACUACCUGUCCAUCAUAUGAUCUAUUGAAACCGUGUUACUGCCAUACAGGUCCUGUAGAUAAUAAUAAUCGUAAUAAUAAUUGUCAUAAAAAUWACAACAAAUCAGAUAACAUCUCCUAUGAUUGUCAGACACCUGUUAUUACCUGUGCUGGUGAUCAACAUUUCAAUGUUAGCCAUACGUUCAAUAGGGUGGCCGCCAGUAUAGCCGACGCCCGGGAUCGACAGUUUAAUUGGCUAUAUUURUCCAAUWCGGCGAUCACCGAAUUGGAGGCCAACUCACUGGGAGGACUGGGUUUUACAAACAUAUACAUACGCCAGUGUACGGGACUCAGACACAUAGCUCGCCAGGCAUUUAGCGGAUCGGAACCGUAUGUACGGCACGUGUGGAUCAAUGCUACCAAUCUGUCCGAUGAUCCGACAGCCAAACGUCAGACAUUCAGAGCCCUAAACAGUUUGACAGCCAUGCGAUCGCUGGAAGUGAUGACCAGCGGCUAUACGUCUAUACCGGGCAAAGCGUUUAACCAGUAYUCGGAUGUUCGCACAGUUAGCUUUCAUAACUACGCGGACAGACAACGRCUGGAAACUGUGAAUUCGUAUGCUUUCUAUGGUCUGUCCGAACUACGGCACCUACAGCUACAACACAAUCGCCUAUCGACUAUCAGUUCCUAUGCGUUUGCAUUUCGCCAGUCGGCCAACCAUACGGUACGCAUACACUUAGAGGACAACCGACUCGGUUCGGAUAGUUUUACCAGCAAAUCGUUUAUCGGYGGWAACGGUCGGCGAGUSAUACUGUAUUUGGGCGGUUAUAAUGAAUGUAAUCACCGGCUAAAUCGUUUGGAUCGGGAAAUAUUUGAACCGUUUCUGMGGGAAAAUCGUCGCAAUGUUAUUGAACUGUACGGCUGUCCGAUCGAGUGCGACGAWCGGUCACUUUGGAUSGAUAGUAAUGAUAAUAGUCGGCGACGACACGAAAACGGGAUCAUUUACUUUACCGACGUAUACGGCACUUGA
This is a messenger RNA of Oppia nitens, 1050 nucleotides long. RefSeq lists its product as uncharacterized. The transcript has 2 exons. The coding region runs from base 1 to 1050 and encodes 349 amino acids. The record is from RefSeq and is a predicted model, not a curated record. Gene Ontology annotation, cellular component: extracellular matrix. Gene Ontology annotation, molecular function: protein binding. NCBI's taxonomy places the organism in Eukaryota, Metazoa, Arthropoda, Arachnida, Sarcoptiformes, Oppiidae.